CGCCUCGUUCGAUGAGGAGGGAUGCGUCUCGUCCAGUUUGUGGUGUAACCUGUGUGGCAGAUUCAUCAUGUAUAAUCGCUUAUGAGAGCUCGUACUCCAACAGAUUGUGCUUUUUUUUUAACCUAAUUUACUAAAACCUUCCUGACGUUAUUUAUUAACUACUUUUUCUGGAGCUUGCUUUUUCUUUCUUUCGUUGGUUGGUUGGUUGGUUGGUUGGCAUGAUGGGGAAUUGUUGUCUAUCAGGUGAAGAACGAGAAGCUCGCAGAAUCCAUGAUGACAUUGAGAGAUGGCUCAGAAUAGCCGAUGAUGAAGCUAAGCACCAGGUGAAGCUGUUACUUUUAGGUACAGGUGAGAGUGGAAAAAGCACCUUCAUCAAGCAGAUGAGGAUCAUCCAUGGAAAAGGCUACUCGGAGGACGAUAGGAGGGCCUUCACCAAGUUCAUCUUCCAGAAUAUAUUUGUGGCAGUGCAAGAUAUGAUCAAAGCCAUGAAAAAUCUCCAGAUCCAGUUUACAGACGACAGAAAUAGAAGUUACGCCGUGAUGCUGCUUAGUGUGACUCCAGAUAAUAUGAGCACUAUGGAUCAGCAUUAUGUCGAGGCUAUACGCAGCAUGUGGCAAGAUCCCAGCAUGCAACAGUGCUACGAGCGCAGGAGAGAGUACCAGCUUUCUGAUUCGGCCAAAUAUUACCUGGAUGAUAUCGAGCGAAUAUCAGCUCCCCUGUACGUACCCUCCGAGAAGGAUAUUCUCCGAGUCCGAGUUCGCACCACUGGAGUCAUCGAGUACCACUUUAAACUUAACUCCGUUAUAUUCAGGAUGGUUGAUGUAGGGGGUCAGCGUUCAGAGAGGAGGAAAUGGAUCCACUGUUUUGAAAAUGUGACUUCUAUCAUUUUUCUGGUGGCACUGAACGAGUAUGACCAGGUCCUGUUUGAGAACGAGAAUGAGAAUCGUAUGGAAGAGAGUAAAGCACUCUUUAAGACCAUCAUCAGCUACCAAUUUUUCCAAAGCACCUCCAUCAUUAUCUUUUUCAACAAAACAGAUCUCCUUCAAGAGAAAAUCCACAAGUCCCACCUCGCAGACUACUAUCCUGAAUACAGAGGUCCCAAAAAUGAUGCAAAUGCAGCGAUGAAGUUCAUCCUCAAAAUGUAUGAAGCUCUGAACUCCGAGUCACGCAAGCGCCUGUACUCACAUUUCACUUGUGCUACAGACACAGAAAAUAUCCGUUUAAUCUUCUCAGCUGUGAAAGACACUAUCAUGAGGAUCUACAUCAAGGAAUUCGGCCUGACUUAGAACAUCUGAGGCUAUGGCUUUUAUUUUAAUAUUGCAAUUAUUUAUUUACUACUGUUAUUUAGAUCUGACGUUCCCUUACAGAAGAGUCACAUGUGAAUUUUCCAUUUUCCAUGAUAUCACGUAUGCUUUCUUGCGUUCACGGUAGCAGUUUCAAGGCACAGCAUGGUGGUAACAUUUUCACAUCAACAUAACAUCUCACAUGAAAUGGAUGGGGAUUUCUUGUCAGGGUUGUGACUUUUUUUUUAUUUUAUUUUAUUAUAUUUUUAGGACAGAUAUGAUUUGUGUGUUAAAAGUGUUUCUGUAAGCCUACAGUAUAAUACUGCCAAUACUGCAUUUUAAAGCUUGCUUCAGUUUUGUACAAAAACCACAUUCAACACCAAGAAGCUGGAACUUUUCACCAUUCAAACCCUUAAGGACCUGUUUUGGGUGGCACGGUGGUGUGGUGUAGUGGUUAGCGCUGUCGCAUCAUAGCAAGAAGGUUCUGGGUUCGAACCCAGUGGCCGGCGAGGGCCUUUCUGUGUGGAGUUUGCAUGUUCUCCCUGUGUCUGCAUGGGUUUCCUCCGGGUGCUCCGGUUUCCCCCACAGUCCAAAGACAUGCAGGUUAGGUUAAUAUGGGACGGCCUUGGGCUGAGGUGCCGUUGAGCGAGGCACUGAACUCCCAACUGCUCCCCGGGCACUGUUAGCAUGGCUGUCCACUGCUCUGGGUAUGUGUGUGUGCUCAUUGCUCAUGUGUGUGUUCACUGCUUCAGAUGGGUUAAAGGCAGAGAGGAAAUUUCACAAGUGUGUGAUGAAUAAAGUUGUGCUUUCUUUCUUUUAUUUUCUCUCAGAGUCCAGGUGUGGAGCUCGCCCCAAUAACCUACCCUUGACAGGAUAUCUCUAUUUGAUGUUGAUCCAAAUGAGGGAUAUUUAAAUUCAGACAUUUUAAAAAACCCAAUAAUUAAAUCCAAUAAUGCAAUGAAAUGGCAUAUUAACAUUUUGUAAUUUAACAAAUACCAUAAACAUGUUCCAUGUUGUAGUUCAGAGUAUGUCCACUAGGUGGAAGCACUGUAUUUGGGUCGGUCUACGAGUGAUCCGGUCACCCUGACUCGAUUCAGUGAGUCAGAUCAUUUGACUCGACUCAGCAGUAAGACUUGACUAUUUUGCCAAACGACUCAGUUUUUUUUGUUUGUUUGUUUGUGGUUUUUUUUAACAAUAUAAUUAACAAUUAUUCCACAAAAUCGAGUUGUACAUGAGCUGAUAGCAGCAAAAAGCCCUGUACUACGAGGUUGAGUGGAAUAACUGUUUUAUUCUCUCCACAUUCACUGGAUUUUGAGAAACAGAGUAUUUUUAUUUUUCGCAAAUUUGAUAAAUAAUAACUUUAUACAAAACAUCCGACAAAAUUUCUGCUUAGAAUGUAAACAAACCGGCGAAAUGGCAGGAACAAUUUGUGAAAAACGCUCUAAUAAUUCUUGAAAAAGGGCGUCACGGUGGUGUAGUGGUUAGCGCUGUCGCCUCACAGCAAGAAGGUCCGGGUUCGAGCCCCGUGGCCGGCGAGGGCCUUUCUGUGCGGAGUUUGCAUGUUCUCC
Messenger RNA from Neoarius graeffei (lesser salmon catfish), 2851 nucleotides. Its product is annotated as guanine nucleotide-binding protein subunit alpha-14-like. Gene Ontology annotation, biological process: phospholipase C-activating dopamine receptor signaling pathway; adenylate cyclase-modulating G protein-coupled receptor signaling pathway; action potential. The coding region runs from base 219 to 1286 and encodes 355 amino acids. Gene Ontology annotation, cellular component: heterotrimeric G-protein complex. Lineage: Eukaryota; Metazoa; Chordata; Actinopteri; Siluriformes; Ariidae. Gene Ontology annotation, molecular function: GTPase activator activity; G protein-coupled receptor binding; GTPase activity. The record is from RefSeq and is a predicted model, not a curated record. The transcript is spliced from 7 exons.